Vitis vinifera (wine grape) is the source of this 3438-nucleotide messenger RNA. RefSeq lists its product as uncharacterized. Lineage: Eukaryota; Viridiplantae; Streptophyta; Magnoliopsida; Vitales; Vitaceae. The record is from RefSeq and is a predicted model, not a curated record. The transcript has 6 exons. The coding region runs from base 2222 to 3076 and encodes 284 amino acids.
AGCGAUUGAAAGCCUUGUAGGCUUCCUCAUUAAACCCACAGGUCAUACAGCUCUCUCUCUCCCUCCCUCUUUGUUUCCCUCUCUCUCUCUCAGUACCAUCUAAUGCUCCAUUCCGAACUAUUGCAUCUCUCAUAUCAAAGCCGCUGUUUCUGGUUGGACAUCAAUGCGGGGUUUCUUUGAUUAUUCUGUGAGUUCAAUGCACUGAAGGAUUCGUGGGGCCUUGAUAUUCUGUGAAAUUGUAAUUGCAGGGUUCUUCUACUUGCCUUAGUUUCAGACUGUGGGGAAAUGUUACUCUGCCUCGAUUUGUGCCACUGCUCUUCAUAUCACAGUAAACAGCUUUUGAGGCCUAUCUCAAGUGGCAAGGAGUUAGGGUUGGGAUGGGGGAGGUUAAUAGUGAAAAAAAAAAAAAAGGUUACCCAUAAAAAUGGUUUAAAUGUAAAAGUUGCCCAUAAAAAAAAUGUCUUUGCAGUAAAUAUUUGUGUAUUAGUCAAAAAAAUUUAUAUUUUCUACAACCAUCAAGCCUUAAUGCUUUAGUGGUUGGACAUACCUAGAGAAACUACUGCACUUGAAUUCCCUAGCAUUUUCCAAGCCGCCAGCUUUAGGGUACUUGCUCCUCAGUGAAGUAGCUGCCUAUGUGCAACCUAGGGGACUCACUGCCUACAAUGUAGUAAGUCAAUAAAUGACUGCUAAAUGUGCUAUUACUACAUCCUAUAUUAAUUAUUCAUUUUUUUGGUGGUUCUAUGUCAUCAAGAUGAGUUAGGAGCAAGCUAUUUCUUGCAUCUAAUUCAAAAUCUGUUUCUCUUGCCUUUAGUUUUGCAAUCCGAAUGCCUAUUAUGAGCAUUUAUUAGUUAUAUGACAUCACCCUAUAAAUGACAUUCCACUGCUAUUGUCUCCUUAUUCAGUGUGCUCAUAAGCUAAAGUCUCUUGCUGAAAUACAUGACUUGCAGUUUUUAUGGCACUAAGGGGUUUAAGGAAAUCUCCAUAGGAAGGUAUUCUGUGUUGAAAUGGUAAUUCAUAAAAACAUGUCCACAUUGAGAAGGUAAUUCAUAAAGACAUGUACUCUAUUGGGAAGUUGAUAUAGUUUCAAGUAUCAAUUGAUGAGGAGCAAGCUAGUUGUGAUACAAACUCACGAGCACUAUUUUUGAAAGCUUACUAAAAGAAUGGAGAUACACUAAUAAGAAUGUCAGAAUCUGGCAUACAUAGUUUUUUGUUUGCAAGUUUUGGCUAUUGUUAUUUAUGAAAUCUGGGAUCAAAUGGACUUUAUACUGGCUGUUUAAAAUUGUGAAAAAAUGUUACCUUCUUGGUUGAAAGUUUUUCACUUUUGAUAAUCUAGAAGUAGUAAACCUAGUUUACUUAGGAUUCCAACCUUGAGUUUGUAAUUAUAGCUUUGUACUGUGUAAGUUCUCUUUGGGGUUUACAUAUUAUUCUUUCCAAUUCAAGCUUCCCCUCCUUAAAUAAUACUGUGGCAACAUGAUUUGAAGGAUGGUGGGCAAACGCCAGUUCUUCUCAACAUGUUUGCUGUGGAAGAAGACGGUUCAAAGAUCCGUUCCUUAGUCAAAUGUUAAGAAAGUACAAUUGGGAGAAUGGUUUUAUGCCAGAAUUCUUGUCAUGGCUGAGGUUAAAGGUUCACCUGCAGAGAGAUGCUCCUUAAAGAUGUAUAACUUAGACUUAACAUGAGAGAAUCUGGUUUCAGUUUUUUGUUCUGAAUAGAGAUGAUUUACACAGACCAUCAAAUCACAAAAUUAUAUGCUAUCAGUUCUUCUAUUGAACCAAAAAUGGUUUGAUUGAAUUAUAGAAUAUCAAGAAAAUUACUUUUUGUUCUGCUGUAUGCUUUGUUCAGUUUGUUCAGUUUUUUGUAUCUCCUUUUCCCUUAAUUUUUGCUUCUAUUUUGAGGCAUCACACAUUUGGGAAGAUGUGCAUUCCAAAUCCAUUGUUCACUUCACUUUCAAAAAUCUCAUGCAGUUGUUUUGUUAAAUUCCUUCCGAGACUUGGAAGACUAUCUAAAAAUUUAGCAGAAAAACCUCAUAGUUUUUUCCUCUAAAAGGACUCUACCCUUUCCUGUAGAUGCUCAAAUGCUCACAUCUCCUGUCUGUUAUUUGAUUUAUGUAACAUCAUUGAUUUUAAGGAAACAUGUGUCAAUCGUCCAACACUUUUUUUCACCAUCAUUCUCUAGGUAAGUCUAAGAACUUGCAGUGAGGAGUUGCUUCUGAUGUUUUAACAAAUGAUCGACUCCAAAUUUGGUGAAUAUGAGAAGGGCAACACUGGAAUUGGCUUGGCCACAUGUGACAAGCAAGCACUGGCCCCAGUGAAGAAGACUGCAUUGAGAGAUUUGCAGAAUGACAACAGAACUGUGUUGCCCAAGCCCCUGGAAAACUCUCCAGCUCCUAAGGAUGCAGAGACCACUAAGAAUGUCAUCAAGCUUUUGGGUGCCAAGAGACCCACACCAGAUCGUCCGCUUAGCCCCUCUCGACCCCAGUCCUUAAGCAGUAAUGGUGCAAACGGGCAUCUUGUUUAUGUCCGUAGAAAAUCUGAGGCAGAACCAGGUAAGAACAGUGCUCAGGACAAUGAUCAUAGUGCUGAUUAUCCAGAAUCAAGACAACUGGGCCAAAAGGGAGAUAUUCCUCAACAAGCCCAGAUGAAGGAGCCUAAGGGUGCUGGAUUUUCAACAUUUUCAUCUAUUCCUGCAGCUCCGACAACAACUUCAUCUGGAGUUCCUUCAGUGCCUAUUCCUCUUGGAAAGCCUGUGAAUGGGCCCCAUGGAGCUAAUUCUGAAGUAAGUUGUUCUGAGAAUUCUCAGGAUGUAGCAAAUAUGCACUGGGGAGAGCGGUUAAUUCAGCUGGAGGCAUAUUUGAAGGAUUGUGACCACUCAAAUCAGGAGGCCUAUGUCCAGAAGCUUCGGUCUUUUACCUCAGCUGAACGUAGCAGACAUGCAGUUGAACUGGAGAAAAGAGCCAUCCACCUCUUUCUGGAGGAAGGGAGAGAGCUAGAACGGAUUAAGGCUCUGAAUGUUCUGGGAAAAUAUGAUACAAAAAAUGUUCCACCACAGCUGACUCCACCGACCAAAUCAGACAACUGAUAAACCAUGUUCCCUUAUCGUGCAUAGUUGCUGCUGGAAAGAACCUAGUCACCAUCUUGUCUACUUGCUUUUCUCUUCUGCAGGUUGAACUUUCUAAUACCCAACGUAGCUGUUGGCUUUCUCAAAUGUUUGAUAUUAUGAUUGUGUAGACCCCAAUCAUUUUUCCAUAGAGUCCAAACUGGCCCCCAUCAAGUGGGGAUGCAUGCAUUGAUGGAGAAAACGUGGGUCCAAGUACUGGUACUCUGAGAUUUGUUGUAAAAGUUGUAGAAAAAUUUCUCUUCCAUUGUGUUGAGAAAGGCAAGUUAUAGACUGUCAUUGUAACAACCAUUAAUACUAUUCCCAAUAACAUGUUCUGUUCUGUU